AAUUGCAGUGCACCGCAUCACAGAGGAUCCAGGCCCUCAUCCACACUUUUGAAUCCAAGCGUUUCCCGCGUCUAUAAAUAGCGAAGCAUGAACUUCUCAGAGCUCCGUUUGUGUUGUUUCUGAGGAGUGAGGAUUGAGAUUUGAAGAGGACAAAAUGGGGAAGCGAAUGAGAAGAGAGAAGUCCAUUUGCUGCUGCAACUCUCCUCUCGCUGGUUUCUCCUGGUAUGUAGAAGACAUAUGGACAGAGAUUGCAAAGCACCUGGAUGGCAAAUCUCUGGUGAUGCUGGGAACAACAAAUAAGUGGUUCCACUGUCUGAUCAUGGAGGACAGUAUAUGGAAGUUUGCUUGUCUGCGUGAUCUCCAGCUACCAGAACCACAACACACAUUCCUCAAUUGGAUCAAGCUUUAUGCUUCUGCCUUCGAUGGAAGUCACUCUUUCAUGUUCCGUCAGCGGGAGAAACAUAUUGGUAAUUGCCCUUCCCUUUUUACUAUUGUAUGCGAAUCGAAUCCAAUUGCGCUCCUAGCUGAGAAGCUGAGUUGCCCCUUGAAAAUCCCACAAGGUGAAAACUUAGGGAAAACAUUGGAGUCAUGCGGCUUCUGCAUAUUGAACAAUAUCAAAACGGGGAUCUGGAUAGCUGGUACUUCUAAGCAUUGAAGGAUGUUGUGUUCAAUUACUCCGACUAGUGUCACUCCAGCUAAUUACAUAUUUUUCCUGGAUUUGUCUUUUCAGAUUUACAACUUGUUAGAUGCCCUGUCUGUGACCUCAACACAUGUGAUGGUAAGCAAGAAUCCAUCUAUCAAUAAAUUUGAACUAUUAAAGAGACAUUUAUGUUAAUGCUGGUUGAAGAGUUUGAUUGUAACUUGACACACACUGGGGCUAUUUGAGCUAGUUAGCCUAAUAUAGACAAAAGGCCAAACUUUACAGAAUGUGGAACACUUCCCAUUUUUGCUGAAGUAGUUCAAGGGGUAGGCUGUUAAUAUGCUACGGGCUAGGCAUAGAGAUUCUCUAAGGAACAGAUCUUGCAGCUUGCUCUGUUGUAUUCAUUGGAGGAUCAUGUUUGGCAGUUUAUACGGAAGUGAUUGAUCCACAUUGUUUUGCUUUGUUAGUAAAACCAAACUGUAAAUUCUGAAGCUAGAGGGCAACCAGGAAUGCACCCUAAUUAGUUAUUUCUUGGUUUACAUGAGGCCAAAUUCAUUAGCCUUCCAACAAGUA
This is a messenger RNA of Vitis vinifera (wine grape), 1213 nucleotides long. RefSeq names its product probable F-box protein At3g61730. The transcript is spliced from 4 exons. Gene Ontology annotation, biological process: reproductive system development. Lineage: Eukaryota; Viridiplantae; Streptophyta; Magnoliopsida; Vitales; Vitaceae. Gene Ontology annotation, cellular component: nucleus. Gene Ontology annotation, molecular function: protein binding. Bases 155 to 655 code for a protein of 166 amino acids. The record is from RefSeq and is a predicted model, not a curated record.